AUGGGUGACAAGAUAGGGUUCUGCGUUACUGUGUUAUUUACUGUGUGCUUGAGUUCGGCUGCGGCAAAUUAUAGGAGCGAUGGGGGUUUCAUGCCAAGUACGGUAUACCAGCGUACAGAGGACCAGUUGGCGGAACCAUCGGCCAGAGUGGACAAAAAUAGUAGAGAGGAGCGCGACAAUCAGCCGGACAGAACACAAAGAUUCGGUAUCACAAACUUCGGAAAUGGAUCACCAUAUGGCGGAACCGCACCUGGAAUCUACGGACCAGUAAAAAUCGAUUUGGGAGGAGUUCUCCUUGGUUCGCUCCUAGGUUUCGGUGCAGUUGUUAUACUUCCGAAGAUCAUCCACGCCUUUUCUUAUAGCUAUGGAGGAGGAUACGGUCGAAGCGCGGAGACAGAUCUUCACGUAGUGUCGGACAUGCUAGGCAAACUGGACGAAACGCUCAGCAAGUACAACAUUGAUUCGACGGCCUGUAUGCAGCGACUGUCCUGUUCUUACGUGCAGCUGGCAAAUGAGAAUAUGGUCAACGGAAAUGCAAGCGAUUUUGACGUGAUGUUAGCAUCGCUGUCCAAUAACUCUUUAGUACGCCGGAUGAUGGACGGCACGUCGAUAUUCGAAGCAUUGUCCGCCGGCAAAUCUCUAGACACGGAUUGUGAGACACUGUAUCCCAAGUGUAAAUUAGAUAAGAAAACUGUUAUUAAGAUAAUGUCGCAAUUGAUACCUGCAUAG
Parnassius mnemosyne (clouded apollo) is the source of this 729-nucleotide messenger RNA. The record is from the annotation of a GenBank genome assembly. NCBI's taxonomy places the organism in Eukaryota, Metazoa, Arthropoda, Insecta, Lepidoptera, Papilionidae.